AAAAUAAACAAUUUCAUGAAAUUCGAGAAUUUUUAACAAAUUUUUUUGAUUUAAAAGGAUUUUAAAGCUUAAUAUCGUUCAAAAAUGGGUGAACGUAAAGGACAGAAUCAUUACUAUCCGCCAGAUUAUGAUCCGAAAAAAGGAAGUCUCAAUGCCUUUCUCGGGACCCAUGCCUUGCGUGAACGUGCUCGCAAGAUCCAUUUGGGCAUCAUUAUUAUCCGUUUUGAGAUGCCAUACAAUAUUUGGUGCGAAGGAUGCAAAAAUCACAUUGGCAUGGGUGUUCGUUACAACGCCGAGAAGACCAAAGUUGGAAUGUACUAUUCGACUCCCGUGUAUCAGUUUCGGAUGAAAUGCCAUUUGUGCGACAAUCAUUUCGAGAUCAAAACAGAUCCGGGCAAUUUGGACUAUGUGAUCGUUAAAGGCGCACGAAGACAAGAAAAUCGAUGGGAUCCAACGCAAAAUGAACAAAUCGUGCCCGAAACGAAGGAAGUUCAGAGGAAACUUUUCGACGAUCCGAUGUACAAACUCGAACACGGCGCAAAAGAUCAACAAGCAGCUGACGACGCAAAACCCGUAAUUGGAAGACUUUAUCAACGCAACAACGAUGUAUGGAAAGAUUGUUUCGAAGCGAAUUCCCGUUUGAGAGCGGAAUUCAGAAAACAGAAAAAAGAGAUAAAAGCGACGGAAGAAAAGGAUAAUGAAUUGCUCAAAAAGAGUAGUUUGGACAUAAAAUUACUUCCCGAAUCAGCUGACGAUCAAAAAGUCGCCAAAUUAUUAAGACUUCACGCAAGUAAAGACGUAAAAUCGCGCGAAAAACAAAAACAACUCGAAAUUAUGGCAAAACCUGCCUUACCUUCGACCCUUUUACAAUCAUUUGGGGGAUUAAAACGCGAAAAUUUGCUGAAACGAAGUCUGACACAAACAAAUAUCGGAGUUGUGAAAAAGAAAACAAAACUUGAUGAACCAAGUUCUUCAAAAGAAAGUCAAGAGAAGCCAAAAGAAGACAAUAAAAAAGGAAAUUCUUCACUUUCACUUUUGGGAAAUUAUAGUAGCAGCGAAUCUGAAUCAGAUCACGGAUAGAAUUCGUCAAUAAUAUACGUUAUUUGUUAAAAUUCUUUUUAUUUCUAUUUUUAAAAAAGGUCCUUAACUCAUAAGUUGAUGCCAAAAUACGUUAAAUGCCUUAAACAUUAUUUUUUUU
Culicoides brevitarsis is the source of this 1198-nucleotide messenger RNA. RefSeq names its product coiled-coil domain-containing protein 130 homolog. Lineage: Eukaryota; Metazoa; Arthropoda; Insecta; Diptera; Ceratopogonidae. The coding region runs from base 85 to 1080 and encodes 331 amino acids. The transcript has 2 exons. Gene Ontology annotation, biological process: mRNA splicing, via spliceosome. The record is from RefSeq and is a predicted model, not a curated record. Gene Ontology annotation, cellular component: post-mRNA release spliceosomal complex; U2-type spliceosomal complex.